AUGAACAAGCGUGGAUACGAAUGCAGUCAAGAGGAUACAGACAACUUGCCUGAAUCAAAGAGACAAAAAGUACCUGCUUUAGCAAGUGUUAUUGUGGAAGCUGUUAAGGUAGAUAGUCUGCAGAGGCUUUGCUCAUCUUUGGAGCCAUUGUUUCGCAGAAUUGUUAGCGAAGAGGUGGAACGAGCCUUAUCAAGGUUGGGAAAUGCAAAGUUAGCUUCAAGGUCACCGGAACCAAAGAGGAUCCAAGACCGCGAUGGAAGAAACCUGCAACUUCACUUCAAGACGCGUAUGCCUCCUCACUUAUUCACAGGUGGGAAAGUCGAAGGAGAGCGAGGCUCGGCCAUUCAUGUGGUUCUUACUGAUGCAAACACAGGAAACGUAGUCCAAACAGGAGAAGAGUCAGCUAUAAAGCUGAAUGUUGUUGUGUUAGAAGGAGACUUCAAUGAUGAGGAGGAUGAAGAUUGGACGAGAGAGCAUUUUGAGAGCUUUGAAGUGAAAGAGCGAGAAGGGAAACGCCCAAUCUUGACCGGUGACACACAGGUGAUGCUUAAGGAAGGUGUGGGAACUUUAGGGGAACUUACUUUUACAGACAACUCGAGUUGGAUUAGAAGCAGAAAGUUUAGGCUUGGUGUUAAGUCAGCUCCAGGGUAUGGUGAUAGCUUUAGCAUCCGUGAAGCCAAAACAGAACCUUUUGCUGUUAAAGACCAUAGAGGAGAAUUAUACAAGAAACACUAUCCACCGGCUUUACACGAUGAGGUCUGGAGACUGGAUAGGAUAGCGAAAGACGGAGUGUUACACAAGAAGCUAUUGAAAGCUAACAUUGUGACAGUCGAAGACUUCCUUCGAAUCCUUGUUAAGGAUCCACAGAAGCUGAGAAAUUUGCUUGGGAGUGGAAUGUCGAAUAGAAUGUGGGAGAACACAAUGGAGCACGCAAAGACAUGCGUGUUGGGUGGGAAGCUUUAUGUUUAUUACACUGACCAGACUAACGCUACAGGAGUUGUCUUCAACCAUAUCUACGAGUUUCGAGGACUAAUUGCAAAUGGACAGUUCCUAUCUCUUGAGUCUCUCAACCAUGACCAAAAGAUUUCUGCAGACAUUCUAGUGAAGAUGGCUUACGAGAACUGGCAUAAAGCUGUUGAAUACGACGGUAAGCUCUUGAAUUGCUUACCAGUCGCCGAGAAGGAAACAAAACUGGCCACGGCACAAACAGCUCAGAACCAUCUACAGAUUCAUAACCAGAACAAUAGACAUUCUGUGCAAUGUCAUCAAAAUGUUAUUACCUAUUCGUCGGUCCCUCAACCGAUGGAAUAUCCUCAGUUUGUGCAGCAGCAACAUUGCAGCCAGUUAUUACCUUCACUACCUUGCGAUGUACAAGAUUACAACAGGUCGAUGGAGAGUUCCAAUUCUUCAGGGUCUUACAAUGGUGAAGAUUGGUGUCGACCAAGAGCUGCUACAGGACAAGGUCUUGAAGACAUUUUCAGUGAAGAAAUCAGACUAAGGAGCUCUGAGAUGCUUGAAACUGACGAUAUGCAGAGACUGUUGAAGACUUUUGGCAUUGGUGUGAACACUAAUGUAGAAACUCAAGGCGGGUUUGGUCAGACCGAUGAGUCUUGUUACGGUUACAGCGUACCGUACCAAGCUCAGGUUGAUAACACGUACAGGAGAGAACGUAACAGAGGAUCUGGAAAAGCUGUGGUGGGAUGGCUUAAGCUUAAAGCUGCAUUGAGAUGGGGUAUCUUCAUACGCAAGAAAGCUGCAGAGAGGAGGCCUCAGAUUGUGGAGAUCGAGUGA
Microthlaspi erraticum is the source of this 1791-nucleotide messenger RNA. NCBI's taxonomy places the organism in Eukaryota, Viridiplantae, Streptophyta, Magnoliopsida, Brassicales, Brassicaceae. The record is from the annotation of a GenBank genome assembly.